AUGAAAGCUAUUUACUACGUGGGAGCAAUAGUAGCUUUGGCCCUAGUUGUAUCGGCCAAACAACAAGGAUCGCCUAAGGAUAGAAGAUAUACGUUGCCUACCGUAGGGCCAUAUAAGCCUCCUGCAGGUACACAACACCAUAAUGGAAAUCACGGCAAACCAAACAACCAUCAUAAUAGACCUACUACCAAACCAUACAACCCUGCACCAAAACCCUAUAACCCUGCUCAGAAACCAUAUAAGCCUGCUGUACCUUUUAAACCUGCUCAAAAACCAUAUAAGCCUGAUGUAAAUCCCAAGCCCUAUAAGCCUGCUCAAAAACCAUAUAAACCCGCUGUAAAUCCCAAGCCCUAUAAUCCCGCUCAGAAACCAUAUAAGCCUGCUGUACCUUACAAACCUGCCCAAAAACCAUAUAAGCCCGCUGUAAACCCCAAAGCCUUAUAA
Messenger RNA from Musca vetustissima, 444 nucleotides. RefSeq lists its product as uncharacterized. The coding region runs from base 1 to 444 and encodes 147 amino acids. NCBI's taxonomy places the organism in Eukaryota, Metazoa, Arthropoda, Insecta, Diptera, Muscidae. The transcript has a single exon. The record is from RefSeq and is a predicted model, not a curated record.